AUGGACAAAUACUCACACAAGAGCAUCCUUUCGCUCCCCGACGAGCUCCUCGUCGAGAUCUUCAGCGCAGUCAAGACCCACAACCCGAACAAUAAGGCACAGCACGCAUCUUUUGCCAGCUCAUCAGCAGACAUCGCCAAUGUGAGACUGGUGUGCAGACGGUUCGAGGCCUGCAGCUCCCACCUGCUAGUGCACUACAUCAAGGUCGACGGGAUCAACUCCGAGUCCCUCGACAAGCUGGAAGCCAUUUCCAUGCAUCCAGUGAUUCGCAAUGGGGUGCACAUUGUCAGGCUUGUCACUCAAUUUUACAGUUCCGUCUACGCAAAUGACAUCCGCCGGUUCGCCUGUCAUGCAGUGAGCCGAGUGUUUGGCCAAGCCCUGCGCUUCAAGCAGGACCUCGAAGCUGCUGAAGACGAGGAAGCGGAUGCAGAAGGGGCCAUGGAGAGGCGAGAAGAGGCUGCGGUGGCGCUGGCAAAGGUCAAGGCCAUCCUCAAGACGUGGGGUCGAGUCAGCCUCGAGGGGAUAGAGCACGCCACCGGGCCCUGGAGCAUCGACCCGGAAAAGUCCAGCCAGGAUUGUAUGGCACUGUGUCGCAGGAACUCUGGGGAGGACGAGAACGAUGAGGCUGCACGACACCUUCAGCUCUUGCACGUUGCCCAUCAGCUCUACCGGCUGCGUUAUCAAGACCAGGAACGACUUCGACAAGGUGAUACGUUUACCCGGAGAUUUUCAGCUGCCAUGGCUCGGAUGCCAAAGGCCAAGGGGAUCGAGUUCCACGACUUCGGGGUGCAGCAGUCGCGUACCAGCUUUCAAGAAGAACCCGAGGACAACCAAAGCAGGGUUCGCUUCGCCGGGACCGACGAAUAUGCUGGCCUCAUGGACAUUGACUCACUUGUACUUCCCGUGUCUUGGGGCGAGGCGCUAGACCGGUCACUCGGCGAUCCUCCAGUCGAAGUCCUCUUCGGGAUUCCCACUGCGAUAGACAAAGCCGGGGCCCGACUUGACAGGAUAUCGGUGCAGACCAGCACAAAUGCAGAGCAGUAUUAUCCGUUAUUCAACAAGGUCGAGAUGAGCAAGUUCGUCGAGCUGCGAACGGCAAUCAACAGGAUGAGCCUGAGGAGCUUCAUAUUCUUGCACCAGGACGAGAUGAAGCCGCGCGCCCGGCAGAGCGCGUCCUCGGAGGAGACAGGCGCUUUCUACAGCUUCAUCUCGGCCGUGACGAACAGCAAUGGCCUGGAAAGAUUCUGGCUGCGCCUUGACGGCGGCUGGUCUGACGGCGGGCUCGAUGCCGACCGCCCGUCGGGUAUUGGGCCACUCCUGCUUCGUGGGGCUGAGUCACCAGAGCGGUGGGGACAGGCGGGUUGGGGGAACCUCCGCGACAUGCACCUGUCCAACGUGGCGCUGCACCUGUCGGACCUGUCGCGCCUGGGUGCACAGCUCAAGGAGUCCGGGGCGAGGCUCGAGUUCCUCACGGUGCAGCGAGCCCGUCUGCUCAGCGGCACGUGGUCCCUGGCCCUCGAAGUGCUCCGGGGUGUGGAGGUUGAGUAUGAGAAGCAACUAGUUGAGCCGAGCGGGGCGGAAUGCGAGGACCUGGCGAGGGCGAGUGGUGGGCGAUAUGACACUGUGUUUGGAAGUGACAAGACGAGAAGCAUGGCUGACGACUUUAUCAACGGAAAGACGGAGAACAACCCCCUCCAUGAGAGUGACGCUGUUGAGGAUCUCUCUUCGGUCGAUGGCGAGGACGUCGUCGUGGAGGUCACCGUCGGGGGUGAGGGUGAAGAUUUUCCGUACGCCGGGGGAAUUGAGAAUGAGGCAGCGUCGCACAUCACAUGGCAGAUGGCCGUUUGA
Molecule: messenger RNA, 1848 nt
Organism: Diaporthe batatas
Lineage: Eukaryota; Fungi; Ascomycota; Sordariomycetes; Diaporthales; Diaporthaceae
Exons: 1
Coding region: 1-1848 (615 amino acids)
Molecular function (GO): protein binding
Source: RefSeq, a predicted model, not a curated record